Triticum turgidum subsp. durum (durum wheat) is the source of this 522-nucleotide messenger RNA. Lineage: Eukaryota; Viridiplantae; Streptophyta; Magnoliopsida; Poales; Poaceae. The record is from the annotation of a GenBank genome assembly.
AUGGUGCGGCCGCGCGGCACGACGAGCACGGGGCGGCACCGCAUCGAGAUGAGCCUCAGGCCGGACAAGAACAGCCGGCAGGUCACCUUCUCCAAGCGCCGCGCCGGCCUCUUCAAGAAGUGCUCCGAGCUCGCCCUCCUCUGCGGCGCCCGCGUGGCCGUCGUCGUCUUCUCCGAGGCGGGCAACGCCUUCGCCCUCGGCAGCCCCUCCAUGGAGGCCGUCCUGCGUCGCUUCGACGACGGCAACGACGCCGGCGCCCUCGUUCCUGCCGCUGACGUCGACGACCGUGAGGCGCUGGAGGAGUUGUACCGGGCCAGGGAGGCGACCGCGGAGCAGGUGGCGUCGGAGAUCAAGCGGAUGAAUACCAUCGGGGACACGGUGGUCAAGGCCCAGAUGGGGAGGCGGUACUGGUGGGAGGCCGACGUGGAGGCGCUCGGGGAGGCCGAGCUGCCGGAGUUCGCCCGGGCGCUCGACCGGCUCAGGGCUAACGUGCGCCGCCACGCCAACAAGCUCCGCUCCUGA